UCCCUUAUUAACAUCGUAAAAUUUUUGCAACGUUGCGCAAUGAUUACUGCGAAUAAAAACGACCUUCAUCUCCACAAAAACGCUGCCCCGCAGCACAGGAGGAAGAUGCGUUCCCCAUUGUCGCCUAGCAGCAGUGAGCGCCUGCCCCCGUGCCAGCUACUGUUAAAACCUGAGCGAGUUGCCGGCUGGUUGGCUCAGUUGGCUCGGAGCUGUCAGAAGAACAAGUGUACCGUCUGCAGUGCGUCAGUGAACGUUAUGGCGAAUUCUGUAUUUUUAGUGUCAGUAUGGACUUUCAUGACAUUUGUUACUUGGAGUUGCAGUGGUAGUCAACUACCUGAAGGGGAAAUUUGGGCUGUUCUAGUUGCUGGUUCGAAUGGAUAUGGAAACUACAGACAUCAGGCUGAUGUAUGUCAUGCAUAUCAUGUUCUCAGAGAACAUGGUGUACCUGCAGAUCACAUAAUUACAAUGAUGUAUGAUGACAUAGCAUAUAGUCCUGAGAAUCCAUACCCAGGAACAAUAAUUAAUGCCGUGAAUGGAUCUAAUGUAUAUGAAGGAGUGUUCAGAGAUUAUAUAGGCAAGGAUGUUAAUUCAACAAAUUUUUUGAAAGUUAUCACUGGUGAUGCAGAGGGUUUGCAAGGGGUUGGUUCUGGACGUGUCUUGAAAAGUGGACCUAAUGACCAUGUUUUUAUUAAUUUUGUGGAUCAUGGUGCUGAUUAUUUAAUUUGUUUUCCUAAUGAUACUGACGAAUUGUAUGCUCCUGAUUUGCUGAAGGCAUUUAUGGAAAUGUCUGAGAAGGAGAUGUAUGCAAAGAUGGUGGUAUACAUUGAAGCGUGUGAAUCAGGAUCCUUGUUUGACAACUUUCUGAGCAACAAAUUAAAUAUAACUGCAGCCAAACGUGAUCAGGAUUCUUAUGCUUGCUGUUGGGAUGCCAAAGUUGAAGCAUAUUUAGGAGACGUUUUCAGUGUCAACUGGAUGGAAGACUCUGAUUCAGAGAACCUGGAAGAAGAAACCCUUUCAGAGCAAUAUUCUGUUGUUGUAAAAGAAACGAAUACUAGCAAUCCGCAAGAAUUUGGCACUCUGUCUAUAGGUAGAUUACCUGUAGGACAAUUCAUGGGAACUAAGCAAUUUCCCAAACCUUCAAAGAGUACUAUUCGCUGUGGGGAUGAAGUUGGUAGUCCUAAUGUGCCAAUUGCAGUUUUGCAGAGAAAGCUCGAGAAGAAGAUAGCAGAUAAAUCAACUGCUGAAAUUACUCACCUUGAAUCUCAAAUAAGGACCUUAUUUAAGAAUCGGCGGAGUGUUGACCAUGUCAUGGAACAUCUUUUAUCCAUUGCUUAUGGAAGUGAUAAAGAAUUUAUUACACAGGUUCUUAAAGCUAAAUCUGAACUGACAAUGGAACAAUUUUCAUGCUACAAGAGGCUUGCAAAGCACUGGUUUAAUAUUUAUGCAUGGAGUCCAUAUGGUCUUCAAAAAUUACAUAUUUUUGCUAAUAUUUGUAUGGAAGAUACAGAGUCAGCAGAGAAAAUGAUUAAUGCUAUGAAUGCAAUUUGCCCUCUAAUCAAAGUUAAAAAUGGUUGGCACGCUUGUUUUAUCAUAAUGGAGACGGAUGACGUUGUUUCUCGUGAGAGUGUGAUGACUCUGAUUCACGAAAAAGAUAAGAUCGAAGAUGAAAUUAAGCAGAUGAAAACUAUCCUCGAGAAUAACAAUAUUGGUAUGAAUGAACCGCUGGUAGACGACAAUGGAUUCCCUAGAUCGGAUAUCGAUGUGUACCAGGUACGUCAUGCUAGGCACAGAAUCAUUUGCCUUCAGAAUGACCAUAAGAAGUUGAUGAAAGAGAUAGAAAAUGCAUUACAUGCUUUACAUGCCCAAGAGCAACAUGUGAAUGGAUCUUCAUCUUCUGGCGUUUCCACAUCAUUUGAACAUACUGAACCCAUUGGUAGAAUUAACUUUGUUUCUCCAAAUUCACCAGCUGCAGAUGCAGGUGUCCUUGAAGGUGAUAUAGUUGUGGAAUUCGGCUCUGUUAAUGCCAGUAACUUCAAGAGUCUACAGGAUAUCGGUAACAUCGUUCAGCAUUCAGUUGGAAGAUCUAUUGCUGUGCGAGUGAAGCGUGAAGAAAAAUUUAUACGUUUGUCUCUGACACCAUGCCAGUGGAGUGGAAGAGGAUUAUUAGGUUGCAACAUCCUUCCUUGGGAAUCUGUUGAGAGAUAAACUAUGUUGUGCAAUUAUAUAGCCGGACUUAAAUUUCGUGUGUUUACUAACAUGGAUCGCUGAUUACUUGCAAUGACUUUUUUAUUAUAUGCCCAGAAGAUGGCAACUGUGAUAUAUACAGUGUAUGGAGUUGCUAUAUUUUUCUUCGUAUUUUGGUGUGGUACUUGGGGAGUGCACUUAAUAGCAAUUUUAUAUGGAAAGUGGAAGCUUCAUAAGAAGACAAGUCUACCGUGUGAAAUCCCUAUUCCUGGUGUGUCUAUAGUGAAACCUUUAAUGGGUGUGGAUCCAAACUUAUUUAGUAAUCUGGAAACCUUUUUUACUAUGGAUUAUCCUACAUAUGAACUUCUGUUUUGUGUGGAAGAUGAGAGUGAUCCUGCAAUUAUGCUAGUCAAAAGACUCAUGGAGAAAUACCCAAAUGUUGAUGCUCGAUUAUUCACAGGUGGUGGAAAUGUAGGUGUGAAUCCAAAAAUUAAUAAUAUGCAACCUGGAUUUUUGGCAGCUAAAUAUGAAUUAAUCUUGAUAUCUGAUAGUGGUAUUCGAAUGAAAGAAGACACGCUGCAAGACAUGGUGUCACAUUUGAAAGACAAAGUUGGUCUGGUUCACCAGAUGCCUUUUACAUGUGAUAGAGAUGGUUUUGCAGCUACAUUGGAAAAAAUUUAUUUUGGAACAGCACAGGCUCGAAUUUAUUUGUCUGCUGCAUUCUUGGGUGUGAAUUGCCAUACAGGAAUGUCCACUCUCAUCCGUAAAAACAUUAUUGAUGAAGUGGGUGGUCUGCAGACAUUCAGUGGAUAUCUUGCUGAAGACUAUUUUAUUGCAAAAUCAUUAAAAGAAAGAGGAUGGAACAUGUCUAUUAGUAGUCAGCCUGCAUGGCAAAAUUCUGGACUGUGUGAGAUUCAUAGCUUUCAAGCACGAUUAACACGAUGGGCAAAAUUGCGUGCUGCUAUGGUGCCACAUACUAUUAUAUUAGAACCUUUAUCAGAGUGCAUGGUGCUAGGGGCUUUUGCAUCAUGGGCAGUGUCAUUUUUAUUUAAGUGGGAUGCAUUAGUGUUCUACUUGGUGCACAUACUUGUGUGGUUCCUGCUUGACUGGAUUCUCCUGUGCAUAGUGCAGAAUGGUUCUCUUUCCUUCAAUAAAUUUGACUUUGUUGUAGGAUGGCUCUUCCGUGAGUGCAGUAGUCCAUACCUCUUUUUGCAUGCUCAGUGGCAUCCAGAAAUUCGGUGGCGAGGACGAACUUACAGGCUGAAAUGGGGUGGUAUUGCUGAAGAACUGAAGCCUAAAGUGAAAGUGUGACAGUGGAGUGUUAUUAUUGAAUCAUAAUAUAAAAAUAAUAUUGUUAGCUCAAUUGAAACUCAAAAAUGUCAUUGCUAGUCUUAGUAUAUUUUUUAAAAAGCGUAUUUUUUCUGUAGCGUUUCAAUAAUAAUUAUACAAAGGUUUUGAUCCUGCUGUUAUAUUUUUAGUAUACGGAAAUUUCAAGGUUUUUGUAUUAUGCAUGUGCUUCAGCUUUAAUUCAGUUCUUCCAACUGUUGUAGAACCGUAAGGAAUGUUUAACUCAUUUCAGAGAUGUAGUUCUGUUCUUGGUACAUCUUCAAUUAAUCCUUUUCAAUUUGCUGAAAUGGUGUCAUUGUAGUUACUUUCCGCAAUAAUUUGCCAGAAUGUUUUCUAUCCGUCUUGAUUAUUCAAAUUAGUACUUCUCUUUACAUUUCGUAAGUCACUGCAACAUGCUAUUGUGUGUGUAACUAUUUUAUGUUCCAUCUCAAUUUUGGAUAUCUGUGACCUACUUAACUGCCAACUCUGAUUGUAAGAGCUCAAGUUACAUCACCUUCUGCUGAUCAAUUUGUAUGUCAAAUUAAGUUAUCUUUAUUCUGGAAUUGAGGAAAUGAUUUCAAUGAUCUUGUAUGAUGUAAUGGUAAAGAUACUUAUGUAUAAAAGUACAGAACAAUCUCAGUGGCUUUUAUUUAGAAGAGUCUCAUUGACAGUUGUGUGUUCCAUAUGCAUAUAUGUAGUAUGUAUAUACUGUGUAUUAUAUGUAAUAUUUACUUCUAAUGUUACCAUGGAACUUAAUGCACCCUGUAAUACUUAAAUGUGUCUUCUGUUCUAUUGUAAUGUGAACUACGAUUUAGGGACACAAGUAUGAGGGUGACAGAUGUGAGCUUUUGAGACAGAAAGCUCAUUAUUUUCUUUCAUAAGGUCUGUUGAGAUUAAUUUGUAGAAAAUUCAACUUUUCUAAAUUGUAUUAAGGUCCUGUUAUGAAAUUAAAAUAACAUGAAGGGGUAUGUUUCUAUUCUGAGUAUUCUCCAUUGCAGUUGGAUAUUUUCUAGUUAUUUUUUAACUUUCCUGAUUCUAUUUGUUGAGAUCUAAUGAUCUUAGAAACACGUUUUAGAAUAUCAGAGCGAUUUUGUGAUACUGCCCACUCAUGGAAAGCAGCUUAACAUCAUGUAUAGGCUGCUUUUUUUUUCUGGCAGCCUUGUCCAUAGAAUUAUAUUCUGAAAUGUCUUAACUGAUUGAAAAUCGGUAAUUUAAACAUCAAGAAUAUUAAAGUCAAUUAGCUUGGUGAGAAAAUAUUCUAAAUGUUGCUAUUGGUGGUAUACUUUCCUCCAUGUAAUUGCAAGCUAUUGGCAAAGAACCAUUGAAGCAAAUUAAUUGAAAGUGACAGGAAAAAUGGAGAAUGAGUGUAUGUGAUCAUCCCUAGAUUGUGGCAGCUGUUGUUUAUUCCAAGAUCUUCAGUGUGUGUAAAUAUAUACAUUAUAAGCAAACUUUAAACACCAUUCUAUUAAUACUUACUGAAUUUACAGUUCAUAGUACUUUCUGGAAAUUAAUUUUCUAGAGGGUUUUUUUUUUUUUUUCCAUUUCAUUUUAUGAAGGUUUCUGAGAAACAAGUGUCUAAUGUAAUUUUGUUUUGUUGAAUUUAUGGACCUAGAAGUAUCAUGUAUUUUUCUGCUCAGAUGCUGUGCUUGUUUGUUUAACUUACAUUAGAAUCAGCAAUUUAUGUCCGUGGGAACUUGCUAUUACUCUUACAGCUAAAAAGCUAUAUUUGUAUCUAGUUAAGCAUACAUUCCUUACCAAUUUUAACAAUAGUUUUUAAAGUACUUCAUUGAAUUAAUAACUUCAUGAAGGAAUAGGAGUGUAAAGGAGCAACUUCCAGUUAGUUUUUAAAUUACUCUCAUCAAAGCUGUUUUUCACAUUACAGUGCAAUGCAAAAGAAAUAUUGAAAUGGGCCUGAUAAAUUCUUGCAGAGGUUAAAAGAUAAAUUUGAAGGCCAUGCUUGUGCUGAUGUAUAGCUUCAUUGAAGCCUAUGCAUUCUGGAGGAUUUUCAUAAUUGUUCAAUCACUGUGUGACUGGUUAUGGGGUUUCUUUAGUUGAAAAAAGUGAAGUCAUCCCAUGACAAGCUGUCAGUAAGGUUGUGUAUCUGCAUUAUUGCCUUUCCACCUUUGGUGAUAGGAAUUUAUCUUAUCAUCGAUUAAAUAGUAUCAUGACCCCUUGCUAGCUUUUAAUCAUUAUACUACCUACUCACUGUUUGGCACUACUUUAUUAUAGUUUCUUGUACAAUGAUUGUGUGAUUUAUGAGUUAUGUGCACAUGACUAACAUGCCUAAUGGAACAGAAAUCUCUUCUUCAAACUCAAUAAUUUCAUGAUAUACAAUUAUAUGUAUACUGAGAGGCUCUCCUUACAAUUAUGCAUUUUAUUGAAAUUUGAUUUCUGUUUGAGAAUUUCGAGUGAUAACUGGCAGAAAGGGAGAAAAAGGAAUAGGAAUGAAACAACAAACUGGUGUAAUAGUCUGGUUUUCAGUUGUUUGUUCCUUACUCCAUUUCUGCUUGUAUCAAAGUCAGAUCACAGAUUAAUAAUACGUUAUUGCUGGAAUCCACUUGAUGCUGACAUUUAUAACUGUUAAAUAAUUUUAUGCCAACAUUGCCAAUAAAGCAGCUGUCAAUUAUGUAUAUUGUGUAAUUUUUAUGAAACUUGACUCCUGAGAAAAAGCAUGUCUUCUAUUAUAGUGUACUAAUUAGUCUUCAUGAAGAAAUUAGUCAUGUUUACUAAUAUAUAAAGAGACUAGUGCUUGGAGUUAGUGCGCUAAUCUCUGAAUGUACUGUACCAAAAUCGAUGGAACUUUCCACUAGAUCUCUUUGAAGGUCCGGAAUGCUAUACGCUAUAAUUUAUAACCAUAAACCUUAAAAUAUUUACAAAAUAAUUACUUUUGAAGCCUUUUUUUUAGUAUUACACCAGUUUCAAGAGUGCAUCCAUGCGCAAUCAUUUACCUGCAUGCCGCCAUAGGAUGAUGACAGACCUACAGUUGAGUUCA
Gryllus bimaculatus (two-spotted cricket) is the source of this 6502-nucleotide messenger RNA. The record is from the annotation of a GenBank genome assembly. NCBI's taxonomy places the organism in Eukaryota, Metazoa, Arthropoda, Insecta, Orthoptera, Gryllidae.